Messenger RNA from Nylanderia fulva, 3007 nucleotides. The record is from RefSeq and is a predicted model, not a curated record. Lineage: Eukaryota; Metazoa; Arthropoda; Insecta; Hymenoptera; Formicidae.
UUAAAAAUUAAAUGUUUAAAAAGUUUUGAAAAAUUUUCUAAUAAUUUGGUUAAUAGCUUUUGUGAUGCCCUUAAAAACACUAUAAAUACGUAAUAUUUUAAGAUAAUAUAUUAUAUUAUCAGAGAUUCUAAAGUGCAACAAAAAUUAUUAUUUUGAUGAAAUUUUGUAAAAAUAAUAGUCUAGGAUUUAAACAAAAUGCUUGAUACUUUUUUAAACAUUUGAAAGAUUGAUAGAUUAGUCAACUCAUUUUGAAUUAAAUGGUACAUAAAAGGAGAAAAUCAAAUCUUUACACUAUAAUUAUGUGUAUUAUGUACGUGUGUGUAUAUUUCGUGUGUAGAAAUAUUUAAUACGAAAUGUAUAAGCUGAGCAUGUGGACAUUUGUAGGAGUUUACUGUGACUGCGAUAUUUGAGAAGUGUAUCGCACAAAUAUUAUUUUGUUAUAAUAUCAGAAAGAUUUUGUUGAUCAUUUUAUGUUGAAAAUGUUAGAAUAUUAUGUUUUUUAAUCUGCAUUUUUAAGCUAAUUAUAUCAGGUUUUUUUGUAUUGCUAUUUUUUGUUUUGCUAUUUAAAAUCUAAAUGAUUUUAUGACCAAGCUAACGGUACUGCAGAUAAUAAUUUUUUGUUUAUACUUAUCUGUUGUAAGUACUUUAUAAGGAUAACUUGUAAAAGUUUUAAAAGAAAUAUCAAUUUUCAAAUUCAUCUCUUAAUAGUUGAAUGUUCUUUUAUAUAAAACAAUGACUUUGAUAGGCUUUUCAUUCUUUUUAUGUUUUUUUUCUGAAAUAAGCAAUGUUUAGAAUGAAAUAUUUUUUAUGUAUACAUUUCAUACUUUUCAUUGUGUACAUUUGCAAUUGUAAUUAUUCAUUUUUAACUCAUAUCGUUUAUUAUACUCGACGUCAUAAAAUGUAAAGACAUUUCUGUGACACCGAAUAUUAUUACAAGUUGAAUCAAAUGAAGAUUAAAUGGAAUUAUUUAAGAACUAUUUUGAUGAGACAAAUAUCACAAAUUGUUAUCGAAACGAAACGAAAUUUUUCUUCAUUAUAAAUUAAAAUUUUUAUUAAUAAGCUAUGAUGAUAUCUGUAAAUGUAUUAUUACGCAUUCUAAUAUAAAUGACAUAUCCACGAUAUUGAUGUGAUAAUAGUAGUAGUGAUAGCAUGAUAGGUGUUUUCGCGUCCCCUCUUUUUCUGCGACGAUAAGCUCCUCUCUUCUACGCAUCCGCAUUUAUAAAUUGUCCGUCUCGUCUGACGGAGCCAUACGUUGUUCGCUAUCCACACGUUCGCGAUGGAAUUAUUUUCAUCUUUACUUUCAUCGCCCUUUGGAUUAUUACUGGCUACUUUGGUCAUUCUUGGAGUUUUGAAAUUUGUCGCGGUAGUGCGUCAUGUAUAUUUUUAUUGGAAGGAAAAGGGUGUUCCUUAUCAACCCAAUUCAUUAUGGUCUUUCAUUACGAGUUGGAAAAUACUGCUGCGCCGUAUGACUUUUGCCGACUAUAGUAUUUACCUGUACAAUUACUUCCCGGACGCGAAGUAUUAUGGAACGUUUGAUAUGGGCACACUUGCCGUGCUUCUGCGCGAUCCUGAAGUGAUUAAGGAUGUGCUGGUAAAGGAGUUUGAACAUUUCCAUGAUCAUCGUGCCUUCGUGGACGAUACGGUAGAUCCGUUAUUCGGUAAGAACAUCUUCUCCUUGCGUGGAGAUCGCUGGAAAGAAAUGAGAAACACUCUAAGUCCCUCUUUCACCGCCAGCAAGAUGAAGGUCAUGUGCGAAUUAGUAUCAAAGUGUGCUGAUGACUUCGUCAAUUAUCUGGUUGACCAUCCAGAACUCUGCGUUGAAGUCGAGACAAAGGACAUUUUUAGACGUUACACUACUGACGUAAUUGCCACAUCAGCUUUUGGCAUAAGCGUGAAUUCUAUGAAAGAUCAAACCAACGAAUUCUACAUGAGGGGAAUAGAAACCAGUCAAGCUUUCAAUGGAGUACUAGCUAUGUUUAAGUUUAUGAUUAUGGCUGCAUUUCCGCGCAUUGCCAGGUGGCUCGGUUUGAGCGGAUUUGUCUCACCGUCUACGUCUGAGUUUUUUAAGAGGAUUGUAGGAGAAACUAUCAAAACACGAGAGGAACAAGGUAUCGUCCGGCCGGAUAUGAUCCACUUACUAAUGCAGGCUCGGGACAAGACCGGUGAUAACAGUCCAAAGAUGACGUUGGAAGAUAUCGUUUCGCAAGCUUUUAUCUUUUUUAUAGCCGGUUUUGAAACAUCUUCGGUACUGAUGUGUUUUGUCGCGCACGAGCUGGCGGUUAAUCAAGACAUUCAAGAUCGCUUGCGCGAGGAAGUGCUGCAGCAUCUUGACGAAGGAAACGAUGUAUCUUAUGAAUCGCUGUCGAAAAUGACUUACAUGGAUAUGGUGAUUUCCGAGGCCCUCCGAAAGUAUCCGCCAGUGUUAUUCACUGAUAGACUUUGCACUCAAAAUUCCGAACUGCCUCCACCGCAAUCAGGUUGCAAGAGCGUAAUCAUUAAAUCUGAUAUGAUGAUGAUGAUACCUGUAUAUGCUUUACAUCAUGAUCCCAAGUAUUAUCCGAAUCCGGACAAGUUCGAUCCUGAAAGAUUCAGCGAAGAAAAUAAAGACAACGUUGUUCCGUAUACCUACUUACCUUUUGGAGAGGGACCUAGAAAAUGUAUCGGCAAUCGAUUUGCUCUCAUGGAGACGAAAAUUCUAAUUGCACGUCUUUUACAAAAAUUUAUUCUGAAGAAAACGAAAAAAACUGUAGAUCCUGUUGUAUUCGAUAAGAAGGACUUUAACUUAAAACCUGUAGGUGGAUUCUGGAUCGGUUUGGAGAAAAGAGAAUCAUGAUUAGUUUAUGAAAUGCAAUAAUUAUUUCCUUAUAAUUGCAAAGCAGCAUUGACGCACUUAAAAUUUAAUCAUGUAUAAGUUUUUAGAUUUUGAAGAAAGUUUAAUUUUGAACUUCUAUUAUGUCAUUUUAACAUUGUAUGAAUUUUAAAUUAAAUAUUUCAUAUUACAUUUUUA